This is a messenger RNA of Pestalotiopsis fici W106-1, 1794 nucleotides long. RefSeq lists its product as uncharacterized. Bases 1 to 1794 code for a protein of 597 amino acids. NCBI's taxonomy places the organism in Eukaryota, Fungi, Ascomycota, Sordariomycetes, Amphisphaeriales, Sporocadaceae. Gene Ontology annotation, molecular function: transmembrane transporter activity. The transcript is spliced from 9 exons. The record is from RefSeq and is a predicted model, not a curated record. Gene Ontology annotation, biological process: transmembrane transport.
AUGGCCCCGAAGUUAUCAUUAAAGCUCGGAGAUGGACGGGAAUCACCGCCUCCGCCGCCAUCCAGUGAGAAAACGCAGCAACGCCCAAUAGAAGGAGCUGCACCGGAGAUAAUGAUGGUCACACCGGGGAAGAGGGGCCCAGAUCCCGAGAAGACUGCGUUGGGAUUACCUGCAUCAGACACCGCUCCGGCUCCAUCAGGAAUCGUCGGAGAUCCUGCCGCACUGGGCGACUUCGGUAGAGAAGAUGAGGAGUACAUCAGUGGGUACAAGCUCUUUGCCGCACUUUUUGGCAUCGUCUCGGUGUUUUUCAUUGUUUUAUUGGAUUUUAGCAUCAUUUCUACGGCUCUCCCAUAUAUUACGAGUGAUUUCCACAGACUACAAGAUGUUGGAUGGUAUGGAGGUGCUUAUCAACUUUCAUGCGCUGCUUUGCAACCUCUUACUGGAAAGCUCUAUACCUAUCUCAGCGCCAAGCGGACAUUCCUCGUCUUCGUCGCCAUUUUUGAGGUUGGUUCCUUGCUUUGCGGUGUUGCGACCUCAUCGACGCUCUUCAUUCUUGGUCGUACUAUCGCUGGGCUGGGAACUUCAGGCCUGGAAAAUGGGGCUUUGACCCUUAUUGCAGGAGCUGUGCCUUUGCAGAAGCGACCGUUGUACACUGGUAUAGUAUUUGCAAUUGGCCAAAUUGGCAUAGUCGUUGGUCCCCUCAUCGGUGGUGUCUUGACGCAAUACGCAAACUGGCGGUGGUGCUUUUACAUCAACCUCCCCAUUGGUGCAGUCUCUAUUCUUUUUCUGUGCUUCACACAUAUCCCAGAUGAGACGCUCAAGCCGCCAUUUUCGCUUGCCCUGUUCCGCAGCAUCAUUCCGAAUCUUGAUCUGACAGGCUGUGCGCUAUUUGCACCGGCCACUGUCAUGUUUCUCCUUGCGCUGCAGUGGGGAUCAGAUGAGUACGGUUGGACCUCGCCCAUUGUCAUUGGUCUGUUCGUCGGUUCCGGCGUGACGGCAAUUUUGUUCUCCUUCUGGGAAUGGCGCGUGGGCGAGAAUGCUCUCAUACCCUUUCAUCUGGUAAAGAAACGGAUCGUAUGGACAAGCACCAUCCACAACUGCUUCCUAUUCAUUACCAAUUCCGUCGGGGCCAACUACAUCCCCAUCUACUUUCAGGCUGUGAAAGGCGUCGGUCCUUCGCUAAGCGGUGUUUACACGCUGCCCUCCAUCCUGGCACAGCUGUUGUCCCUGGUCAUAUCUGGUGCUCUUGUGACAAAACUUGGGUACUACCUUCCAUUCGGCGUCCUUGGAGCUGCUGUGACUGCCGUUGCCUGUGGUCUGAUAUCAACCUGGACUCCGGAUACUAUUACAGCAGAGUGGAUCGGAUAUCAAAUACUCUUUGGUCUGCGCGGGAUGGCUUUGCAAACGGCUGUAAUCUCCAUGCAGAACGCAGUCACGCCAGCCCAGAAUGCCGUCGUCAUGGCAUUUCUGGUAUUCGUGCAGAGCCUAAUGGCGGCCAUCUCCAACAUUGUGGGCAACGCCAUCUUCACGCAAACUUUGGCACGGCAAGUUUCAAUCCUGGCACCAUCGGUGAGCCCUGAGGCGGCGCUGGCGGCAGGUGGGAGUGCCGAAACAGUGCGGGCCCUGUUGCCUUCUGGGAGUCCAGAGCUUGGAGGCCUGCUGCUCGCGUACUCGAAGAGCGUCAAUGCUGUCUUUUACAUGUUGCUGGCGGUCGGUGGAGUUUGUUUCGCCGCGUCUUGGGGAAUGGGAUGGGUGGAUAUCCGAAAGAAGGCGCCGGAAGAAGAUGAAGCUUGA